GCCCCAUUUACAUUUUCUAGACAUUCUCCACACUUCCAUCGAGGAUCAUCCAUGCGGCUUGUCUUGUUGCCGCUUCUCGUUGCUUGCGGCGUGGUCACUUCGUCCAACCACGUCCAGGUCGGCAUCCGAUCCGGCAGCGUCAAGUCUCGAGGGGUCAACAUUGGCGGCUGGCUCCUCGCGGAGCACUGGAUGACGAGCGACGAGGGGAUUUGGAAAGGUCUUUCGAGCAACGUGACUGGUCGAGGCGAGUAUGCUGUCAUGCAAGCGCUGGGACCAUUCGAAGGCAACGCUCGCUUCACGCGGCACUGGGAUACAUUCAUCACAGAGUACGACAUCCAGCAAAUUGCCACCGCCGCCAAGUUGAAUACGAUCCGUGUGCCUGUGGGGUACUGGAUCCAAGGAUGCGGCCACUUGACGGGUGCCAUGUGGGAGCACUGCAACAUGUACCCCAAAGGCGGGCUACCGUACUUGGACAAGUUGAUUCGGCGCUGGGCCAAGACGCACAACGUGGCCGUCCUCGUGAGCGUACAUGGUGCCCCGGGGUCCCAGAACGGUCAAGACCACAGCGGCGCCAUCUCGAAGGACAUUUUGUGGGCCAAAUACAAUGAAAACGUUCGUGCGACGAGGGAGUUUGCAGCGUUUUUGGUCGAUCGGUACCAGAAUGACGUGGCGUUCCUUGGGCUCGGGCUCCUCAACGAACCAGUCUCUGGGCUUAGUAACUCUACUGGGUUUAGUAACUCUACUUCUGGCGUGGACUUUGCCACCAUGAGCCAGUACUACCGCGACGUGGUGGCGGACGUACGAGCAAUUUCUCCCGACGUGUUGGUCGUGACCGCUCCGUUUCUGAACAAGCAAUACCCCGGCAAAGAAGAAGCAUGCAUGCAAGCAUUUGAACCAGCGAUUACCCACGCGUGGCACGACUGGCAUCCGUAUGUGAUAUGGGGGAACGAAAACCAGUCCGAGCUCGAGUUGGUUGAGGCUGCCGCGGCGCGAACCCGUGACGUGGCAGCGUGGACAGGCAGACCGUUGUUGCUGGGCGAAUGGAGCUUGGUCACUCCUGGCGGGUCGUUUAGUGACACGUCGUCGCCGCUGUUUCAACAGUUUGUGUCCGCGUACUUGGGCAUGUUGAAGCAAGCCAAGGGCGGGUGGACGUACUGGUCAUGGAAGAAAAGCAGCGACGACGUCUCGACAACCCAAGUCGAGAAAUGGUCGCUGCGGUCCAUGUUGAACUUGGCCAAUUCGUUUUAUACUAUGAAAUUUCGAAGGUCAUGCGAUCCGGCGUUGCAGCAAUCCGAAGACGAAGACAACGCGAUGGUCAUUGUCGGCAGCGACGGCCAUGGCCUCCACCUCCCCAACACACCAGUUCAACAAGGAUGGCGGCUCGUGAACGACCCCGCAUGGAUCGCUGAAAACGGCCGCGCCCCAGAAUGGUGGUACAAUCGACGCACCCACACGCUGCGCACCAACCGCUUCGACGGACUCUGUCUCACAGCCGUCGAUUCCAAUCAAGGCAUGCAAGCACAAGGAGUGAUCUGUGACGGCGCUGCGUCGAGUCAGCAGAAAUGGCAGCUGGAGGACCACCGUAUUAUCCUCGCUGGGCACACCCCGAGGCGGUGUCUGUCGUCCAACUUGACGCUGUCGUCGUGCGUCCACCGCGACCGAACGCAGUACUUCAACAUGGGGCGUGAGAAGGUGGUGAUUCGGCGGACUCGGACUCCCCAUGUCGCAUUUGGGGCCACGGAAGGCGGCGCGGCGUUGUCACAGCCGAAUCAGACGCAGUGGAUCGUCGACCACGGCCAACGUACGGUCCAGAACGUGGCGACGGGCAAGUGCUUGGACGCGUUUCAGAACCGCGACGCCGGCGUCGUACACGUGCUUGACUGUAGCGACGAUAACGUCAACCAAAAGUGGGUGUAUGACGUGGCCACGUCACAGCUACGCCACGCGACCCAUGUCGGCUAUUGCCUCGACGUGUGCGCGACGAAUGGCACGGCGCGCGGGGGGUUCCACUUGAUUGAAUGUCACGACACGACUGACGCGAACAUUGCCAACCAGCAAUUCGACCUCGUUGGAGCUGCGGUCCAGUCGGCCGUGCCGCAACAGACAGUGUCAUGAGGGCUCGCUCGGGGUUGGUUGUUAUAAUAAUGAAUGUCCAAAUAUUGUACAGUCA
Molecule: messenger RNA, 2170 nt
Organism: Aphanomyces astaci
Lineage: Eukaryota; Oomycota; Saprolegniomycetes; Saprolegniales; Verrucalvaceae
Exons: 4
Coding region: 52-2115 (687 amino acids)
Biological process (GO): glucan catabolic process
Cellular component (GO): extracellular region; cell surface
Molecular function (GO): beta-glucosidase activity
Source: RefSeq, a predicted model, not a curated record